This is a messenger RNA of Mercenaria mercenaria, 1915 nucleotides long. RefSeq lists its product as uncharacterized. The record is from RefSeq and is a predicted model, not a curated record. Lineage: Eukaryota; Metazoa; Mollusca; Bivalvia; Venerida; Veneridae. The coding region runs from base 268 to 1668 and encodes 466 amino acids. The transcript is spliced from 2 exons.
GCCGUCAUGCGAGAUAGAUCCGUCAAAGGUCCAGUAAAAGCACGAUUACAAGGUCCACACAGAACGAAUCCCUAAAAGGGUUACAGCUUUGUUAUUGGCAGUCUUAGGGGAUUUAAUAUUUACUAACGGUAGUUAUGCUGCUUGUUGGUAAUUUCUCACAGCGUCUGGCAUGGAAGGAACUAGCUUCCGUCAAAAGUUUGACGAGUAAAUGUAAGCAAUCCAGAGUUUAUACGUUUGUCAACAUUAUUGAACGAGAUUGUUAUUGGCAUGAACUCUAUUGAUGAUGGGUUUUGGAGUAUGGAUGAAACAUCACGACUCGUGUCUCAAGCCCUCGACCACAUUGGGUACGGGUCACAGAUGGUUCGUUUUAGAAGAGACUGUUGGCAGCAGUAUGCGCUGCUAGAGAAUGACAAGAAAUAUCACAGGGCUGGCAGGCAUUUGAUCCUGGCCGGAAGUAAGGCAGAGGGCGUGACCGCGUUCUAUGAGAAUGACAUUGAUCAUUUGUAUAUUUUGAAGGAUGUGAUGUGCGUGAAUGGUGAAGAAGGUUUAUCAUAUAAUGCGUCAACCGUAUUUCAAACCGAUACACACAAUGCACCGCCUGGUUAUACCAAACUUAAGCUUGUAAAAUUAUGCCGCGACAGAAAUACAGAUUUGAACAUGAUUAAAAGUGCUAUGUUUAAGGACGCAGACGACAAUACAUGUAUUUCAAGUACAUUUUAUAUGGCGGAACAACGGAAAGAGGUUCAGGGGAGACAAUCUAAGCUUGCUAGUCAGAAUACAGUAUCUUACGGUGAAGCCGCGGGACCUGCCCUCCCUUUAUCAACUAGCAGUUUAAAAGUUGACGUUGUCACGGGAAUCUGUUAUCUUAAACCGAAAGUGCUUCAAGCAUGGGCCAAACGCAAUCACACCAAUGGCUGGCCGUCUUCUGACGUCAUCAAGGAUAUAGCUACGCGGGACUGCCAAGUUGUGCCUAUAGGUUGCCGCGACACCGACACACAGUUUCAAGACUGGCGUAUGUGUUUUAUUGACUCAGAACUGCAGCUAAUACAAUGUCUGAAUACUUCACAGAUCAAACACUAUAUUAUUCUCAAACAAAUUACGAGAGACAUUUUAAAACUCGCGAGUGAAGAAAUCACGUCCUUUAUUGUUAAGAAUGUAUGCUUUUGGAUGGCCGAACUACUGCCGUCUACAAUAUUUAGAGAAGAAAAGUUAAUUGAAAUGUGCAUUUUCUCUCUGACAUUUUUAAAACAUUGUAUAUCUAGUUGGAAUAAUCUGCCAUAUUACAUGAUUCCAGAGAGAAACCUUCUGGCCGGAAAGAUUUCGCAUACCGACAGACGGCAGUUAUGUAGUCUAUUAGACGAGCUAAUAAUGGAGGGUCCUCGCCUUGUAAUGAGAUGCACUAAAAUCCGGCUGGCUAUGACGGCCAUGUACAACAUACCUGGGCAGCUUAGUGUCUACAGCAAGAAGAGAGAUGAACUAGAAUCUCUGAAAUUACAGCACGCGCUUGCCAACCUUGCUCGUGCCUAUGGUGAGGAUACUGAUGGCAUUUGUGACAACCUGAGAUUCAAGAUGGCAGAUAUUGUACUUCCGGAAUGGAAGUUCAUGAGACAUGUUGGCAGUGAUGUAAAGGAUAUUAUAAGCGACAGAGUUAAACAGUGGUUAUCUUAAGACAAUAGUCAGUUUUUGGCGAACGACAUAUAUCAUAAUUAUUCAACGUUUAAUGUGUUCUAUGUAUUUUGUUCAAAAAAUGAUUAUUCAUUUUUCUAACUCGUGAUGAAAAUUUUAAUAGUAUGUAAAUUUUAUUGUUUUACUUGUUGCAUAAUCUUAAAAUGAUUUAUGAUUUUAAUGUAAAUAAUUAUACAGAUAAAGUAUUCUUUCAAAAACACUUCUUUCAAAAUGACAUUGUUUUUCCAGA